Molecule: messenger RNA, 618 nt
Organism: Fragaria vesca subsp. vesca
Lineage: Eukaryota; Viridiplantae; Streptophyta; Magnoliopsida; Rosales; Rosaceae
Product: soluble inorganic pyrophosphatase-like
Exons: 8
Coding region: 1-618 (205 amino acids)
Biological process (GO): phosphate-containing compound metabolic process
Cellular component (GO): cytoplasm
Molecular function (GO): inorganic diphosphate phosphatase activity; magnesium ion binding
Source: RefSeq, a predicted model, not a curated record
AUGACUGAAGAAAAAAAACUUACUCCGAAAUUAAAUGAGAGGAUUCUUUCAUCUUUGUCAAGGAAAUCAGUAGCUGCACAUCCUUGGCAUGAUCUUGAAAUUGGACCAUCAGCUCCCCAGAUUUUCAAUGUUGUUGUUGAGAUAUCACAAGGAAGCAAAGUCAAAUAUGAACUUGACAAGAAAACAGGACUAAUUAAGGUUGAUAGGAUUUUGUACUCGUCUGUGGUCUAUCCUCAUAACUAUGGUUUCAUCCCUCGCACCUUGUGUGAAGACAAUGAUCCACUGGAUGUUUUAGUUCUCAUGCAGGAACCUGUUAUCCCGGGGUCAUUUCUGCGUGCCAAAGCCAUCGGAUUAAUGCCCAUGAUUGACCAGGGAGAGAAAGAUGAUAAGAUUAUCGCAGUAUGUGCUGAUGAUCCAGCCUAUAAUCAUUACAAUGACAUUGGGGAGCUUCCUCCUCAUCGCCUCACUGAGAUUCGUCGCUUCUUUGAAGACUACAAGAAGAAUGAACACAAAGAAGUUGCAGUGGACGAGUUUUUGCCUUGCUCAACUGCCGCAGAGGCUAUUCAGUACUCGAUGGAUCUCUAUGCCGAGUACAUAAUGCUCACCUUAAGGCGGUAA